GUUCUUGGCCAGAACGCCACUAUCCAAGUGGUUAGCUGCCCAGCGUGUAGACCCAAGCGCGUCAUUUGCUAGCCAUGGCCAGCCCAGAGGGGUCCCCGGCAAAUCCUCAAGUGGCAACUUCUCGACCCGCCGGACAAUAGUGGGCCCGAAUGCACCUCCUGCCGUAGCUCCCUUCCCACUUGCACCGAUCAAUUUCAUUAAUGGCGGCGCAAUCCACUCGGCGAUGCUGCAUUAUGAUAGGUGCAUCCAGCUGGGUUUUGUUGCGACCGGGGGACGUCCCUAUGCUUCUCUAUGUGCCUUGCCCACUAGUCAACAUGUAUACCUACCGCAAGGACGUAACACCAUGUAUUUACGGCCUCCUGACUCCUGACAGUCCUGAGUCCCUGCUGGCUCUGGGGUUCCAAGCGUUUCAUGUUCCAAUCCAGUCCAGCGACACUGCGACAGCUUGCGACACAGGUGCUGGAUUUCCGCGCGUAGAAUGAUCCAGCUCAAAACUUAUCAUAAUGGUACAAAUCCAUGCGUGCACUCUAAGCGUACUCGAGCGCCACCCAAACUCUCAUAUCUCCGCCAAGCUUGACCGAUGCUGUCUAGCCUGGUCUAGCCUGCAAUGGGUAAAACCACGAAACGUAGCAAGAUGGAUAGUGAAAUACUUCCAGACUGGUCGCGGCUCACGCCUGAGCUCAUCGAAGAGAUUGCCGCGCGCUUGCAUCCGAACGCGGUCGCAAGCAGCUUCAAGCCUCUGUCCAAGGAGACCUCUGCAAUCCUGCGCAAGUCUGACAGUACUUAUGACCUGGUCGAGCGGCGGUGGGCGACGUCGCUGCCUGCUUAAAGCGGCUCGUUGAGGAGGGGUGCGACGUCGGCCGGGGGGCGCUGUUCUGUGCAGCUUUGACGGGCGCAAUGGACGUGCUGACGUGGAUCAGGCGCAAGGCGGAUCCGCAGCUGCAGCUGUGCCAGGCAUCUGGCUGGGACGCCAGCGUUGUAG
Molecule: messenger RNA, 982 nt
Organism: Chlamydomonas reinhardtii
Lineage: Eukaryota; Viridiplantae; Chlorophyta; Chlorophyceae; Chlamydomonadales; Chlamydomonadaceae
Exons: 1
Coding region: 635-829 (64 amino acids)
Biological process (GO): sphingolipid catabolic process; ceramide biosynthetic process
Cellular component (GO): endoplasmic reticulum; cell periphery; membrane
Molecular function (GO): glycerophospholipase activity
Source: RefSeq, a predicted model, not a curated record